Messenger RNA from Neoarthrinium moseri, 1680 nucleotides. RefSeq lists its product as uncharacterized. Lineage: Eukaryota; Fungi; Ascomycota; Sordariomycetes; Amphisphaeriales; Apiosporaceae. Gene Ontology annotation, cellular component: nucleus. The record is from RefSeq and is a predicted model, not a curated record. The coding region runs from base 1 to 1680 and encodes 559 amino acids. Gene Ontology annotation, biological process: regulation of DNA-templated transcription. Gene Ontology annotation, molecular function: DNA-binding transcription factor activity, RNA polymerase II-specific; transcription cis-regulatory region binding. The transcript has 5 exons.
AUGCCGGACGCCGAGUCCAUGGCGUCGGGUGGCACCCGCAUCAAACGAAACACGGCUUGUACCUCUUGCCGAGACGCCAAGAGUGUUGGCGACCGCUCGGCCCAGCUGUCUCAGCCGAGUUCAACUCCAUUAAGGGAUGUCGGUAUACCACGUCUUGGCAUGCCAUCGCCAGAUAUCACCAGGCCGAGUCUGUCUUCUAAUAGCAACCCGCCGACUGUGUCUGCUAUACAGACUCCAUUGACGACUUUCAUCGAUGCAGCUGUGGAGCCAAGUCUUCCUAGAGCCCUAGGCUCGCAGCCUUUCUCGGGAGAAGACAUUGACUAUUACUUUCAGAAGUAUUUUGAGUGCUUCCACCCCUACAUGCCUGUCGUACGGCAUCGCGAUCCAAACAAGUGCUACGAGUCUGGAAGCGUCCUUUUCUGGACGAUAAUCAUGAUAGCAUGCCGUCGUUACGCGCGUAACUCACAACUGCUCUCCUUUCUGAUGGAAGCAGUUCGGAAAGAGUUGUUUUCGACGAUAUGCAGCUUACCGCUAUCGAUACAUUCCAUCAAUGCACUAAUACUGGUGUGUACCUGGGUGUUCCCCGACAUUCGAUUUCUCAACGACCCAACGUCCAUGUUCACCGGAGCAACCACAAACGCGGCCCUGCUUCUAGGCAUCCACUCCGGGAAGGGCUCGCAUCCGGAGUAUAGUAUCGGGAUGUUUCAAAAUCACUUCCGCGAUGAAGAAGCCCAUUACACCUGGGCAGGAUACAAUAUCAUUACCCAAAGAGUUUCUACAUACAUGGGACUGCCACCUACCGGUGGCUUAUUCAACCAAACAGUUCAGAAUGUCAUUGAUGGCAAGACACCAUUUCAGGUUCCUUCCAGCUUCCGCGUUCUUCUUGAGUGCCAAAAAUUUGCCAAUAGGGUCAGUAGAACUAUGGCAUCGUGUCUAGAGGAGACCAGAGGAGUUUCUUCCCACGUUGUCCGACACCUUGAGGAGGAGUUCGAUACUAUUCGAGGAUUGAUAUGCUCUGAGCGAGCAGAUGACUUGGAUCGGUUCAACGCCCUUCUGGUGCAGCUUGAGAUUCAGACCUUCUACCUUCUACCUCUUCCGGGGUACAACCCUGAAGCACUGAAACGAAACGUGCUACGGACCUAUACAACAGCCCAGAAAGUGAUAUCCGUUGCACUGGAGCUUGAGCGUUCGCACAGAUUCCUGUACCACAUGCCGCAUUUCUAUUUUCGAUCUGUACUUUGUGCCACGUGUAUCAUUUACAAGGUCCUUCGUUCGUCCUACAUGGAUUUCCUCGACCUGAAGCAAGCAGAGAGCGCAGCACUGGAUUCCAUCAAGGUUUGCAGGCAAGCAGUCAUCCAGGACGGCGACUUGCCUACCCGGCUCGGCAACCUCCUCGAGUCCAUGUGGGCUUUUAGUCAGCUUCACAAAUCGCACGAGGAACCGAUCUCGGCAACCUUCUCUCAUCGCCUAGGGGCUAGCGUUACUUUUGACUGUCUUAAGAGGUGGAAGCAAGAUAUGGAUAUGCGAAGCAAGAGUCAACCGCCGCCAGGCGAGGGAGGCGAGACCCCUGCUAUCUUUGCCGGAACCGACCCUCUGGCGAGUAUUGAUUGGAGCUUCAUGGAUGAUUUUGACUGGACAAUCGAGCCAAGUCUUUUGGUCCCUCCUUUAGGGCCCACGUAG